ACACAUGACAAGGAGAUAAGUCGGUAAAGUAAAUCGUAAACGCCAUAUCGGUCAAUAAUUGAUAUAUCAAAAUACCUCUUUCUCUCUCUCUUUCACACAAUUCUCUAUAUAUUGAAAUUCUUUCAGUUUUCUUUUUUUUUCAAAAUAAUAAUAAUAAAAAUCGUGAAAAAAGAAAUAAUUUAUGAUUUGGAGAUAAAAGGAAUAUUUAAGUGCAUAAAAAAUGGGAGGUGUAUUUAGUUAUUUUCGCAAUUUACUCGGCAGUCGGGAAAUGCGAAUUUUAAUUUUAGGUUUGGACGGAGCUGGAAAAACGACAAUUUUAUACAGGUUACAAGUUGGAGAAGUGGUGACGACAAUUCCUACGAUAGGUUUUAAUGUAGAACAAGUUACGUAUAAAAAUUUAAAAUUCCAAGUAUGGGACCUUGGUGGACAAACUAGCAUAAGACCUUACUGGAGAUGUUAUUAUUCAAAUACAGACGCAAUUAUUUAUGUUGUCGAUUCCGCCGAUAGAGAUAGAAUAGGAAUAUCAAAAGACGAAUUGCUCUAUAUGUUGAGGGAGGACGAGUUGCAAAACGCAAUUUUAGUUGUACUAGCAAAUAAACAAGACAUGCCUGGCUGUUUAACAGUGGCCGAAGUUCAUCAAGCGCUUGGACUGGACGCAUUAAAAAAUAGAACUUUCCAAAUAUUCAAAACGUCGGCAAAAAAAGGAGAGGGUCUCGAUCCAGCCAUGGAUUGGCUGUCGAAUGCCCUUCAAGCUAGAAAAUGAAAAAAGAAAAAUUCUAAAAUGGAAAAACAAAAAAAGAAAAGAAAACCGUUUCAAGUCGAAUAGCUUCCAUCAUGAUGAAAACAGAAAGAAAACUACAAACCUGACUUAGUCAAGUGACUGUCAUUUAUUACAACUUGAAGAAUUAAAAUUUUUAUACGCGAUAAUACAAAAGAGAAAGACUUUAUUACAAAAAAAAAAAAAAAAGACAAUGGAAACUCGCCUGUUACUCAAGAGAUUCAAUUUAUUAUUUUCUUUCUAUCGCUAUCAUUAAUUUAAAUGUAUUUAUUAUUAUUAAUUUCACCCUUUUUUUUUAAUACCUACAAAAAAAACUUAUUCUAGCAAUUACAAUAAUCUUUAGAACGAAAGGAGAAAAUUUUUCUGGUGAAAUUUUACUAUUUAUUGCAUUCGAAAAAAAAAUAUAUGUGUAUAUCGGAAA
This is a messenger RNA of Leptopilina heterotoma, 1199 nucleotides long. It is a transcript of the gene Arl1, whose product is annotated as ADP-ribosylation factor-like protein 1. The record is from RefSeq and is a predicted model, not a curated record. Gene Ontology annotation, cellular component: Golgi apparatus; cytoplasm. The transcript has 5 exons. NCBI's taxonomy places the organism in Eukaryota, Metazoa, Arthropoda, Insecta, Hymenoptera, Figitidae. Gene Ontology annotation, molecular function: GTP binding; GTPase activity. The coding region runs from base 221 to 763 and encodes 180 amino acids. Gene Ontology annotation, biological process: vesicle-mediated transport; intracellular protein transport.